Molecule: messenger RNA, 1878 nt
Organism: Lecanosticta acicola
Lineage: Eukaryota; Fungi; Ascomycota; Dothideomycetes; Mycosphaerellales; Mycosphaerellaceae
Source: the annotation of a GenBank genome assembly
AUGGCGAACCACAUCAGCAACGGCCGUACCAAUGGCGAUCAGAAGACAUAUAGUAUUCGGGACCUUCCCAAGACGAACACAUAUACUCAGAGCCUCCCGCCCGAUGCCGAGUUUCCCACUCCAGCAGCAUCCCACUCUGCAGAACGACAGAAGCUGGGCCCGCGACUGGUAAAGAACGCAGCAUACACCUUUGUUCGACCGCAGCCUUUCAAGAAGUCAGAACUCAUUGGCGUAUCGAAGAGAGCGUUAGAAGACCUCGGACUUGAUCCUUCGACGGUUGAUACAGAGGACUUUAAGCAGACGGUGUCUGGGGGGAAGAUUAUCACAUUGGAAGACGGCAAGGAACCCGGUGAAGAAGACAUAUACCCCUGGGCACAAUGUUAUGGCGGGUACCAAUUCGGGUCAUGGGCAGGGCAGCUUGGAGACGGACGGGCGAUAUCCCUGUUCGAAGCCAACAAUCCAUCGACUGGAAAGCGAUAUGAGAUACAGUUGAAGGGUGCUGGAAAGACGCCUUACUCUCGAUUUGCAGACGGCAAGGCAGUCGUGCGGAGCAGUAUCCGAGAAUUUGUUGUUAGUGAGGCUCUAAAUGCGCUUGGCAUCCCAACGACCAGAGCUCUGAGUCUGACCCUUGGACCCGAGGAGCACGUUCGAAGAGAGAUGACUGAGCCGGCCGCCAUGGUAGCACGGUUUGCGGAGUCGUGGAUAAGAAUAGGUACUUUCGACCUCCCAAGAUCCAGAGGCGAUAGAGAUAUGAUUAGGAAGUUGGCCGAUUAUGUCGCGGAAGAAGUCUAUUCGGGCUGGGAAUCAUUGCCCGGAAAGGCUCCCUCUACCGAGGAAAAGGACGUCGUAGACUUGCCUCGCGGUGUGCCAAAAGACAAGAUUGAAGGCUCGGAUGAGUUUGAAGAGAACAGAUAUGCGCGACUCUACCGCGAGAUUGCACGACGGAAUGCUAGGAGUGUGGCCCAUUGGCAGGCUUACGCUUUCACCAACGGCGUCCUCAACUCCGACAAUACUUCGAUUUAUGGCCUAUCUAUCGACUUCGGUCCCUUCGCAUUUCUCGACAACUUCGACCCCAAUUACACGCCUAACCACGACGAUCACAUGCUCCGAUAUUCGUACAAGAAUCAGCCAAGCAUAAUCUGGUGGAAUCUCGUCCGUCUUGCUGAGGCCUUUGGGGAGCUGAUUGGCUCUGGCAGUUGGUGUGACGAAACUGAAUUCGUAGAGAAGGGAGUUCGGCAAGAAAAGGGGGAUGAGUUGAUCAAGCGCGCCGAGUCCAUCAUCGAAAAAGCCGGCGAGGAAUACAAGGCUGUCUUCAUGGCCGAGUACAAGCGCUUGAUGAACGCCCGGCUUGGUUUGAAACAGAUUAAGGAGUCCGACUUUAAGGAGCUGUAUUCAGAGCUCCUUGAUACCCUUGAGGCCUUGGAACUGGACUUUAAUCACACCUUCCGCAGGCUGAGCUAUAUCAAAACGGACGAGAUUGACACUGACGAGAAGCGUAAGGCUAUCGCCAGCCGCUUCUUCCAUCAUGAGGGCCUCAGCGGUCUCGCUGGCAGCGAGGACGACGCUCGAGCCCGCGUUGCUAGCUGGCUAGAGAAAUAUCGUGAAAGGGUACUCGAAGACUGGUCCGAGUCGAACGAUGAGGAACGCCUCACAGCAAUGAAGGCGGCGAACCCCAAGUUCGUCCCCAGGUCUUGGGUGUUGGAUGAGCUGAUUGAGCGUGUUGAGAAGAAGGGCGAGCGAGAGAUUCUCGACCGCGUAAUGGACAUGGCGCUGGCGCCUUUCAACGAGGAAUGGGGAUGGAACCGGGAAGAAGAGGAACGUUUCUGUGGUGACGUUCCCAAAUACCAGAGAGCUAUGCAAUGCUCUUGUAGUUCCUAG